GCGAAUAAAACAGCCUGUGCUCCAGCUCUUCUUUACACACACAACAAACAUACUCUCUUCAUUUUCACCCUUCCCACUUUCCUUCUCCAUUUCUCUCCCCCCUCUCCUCCGCCGUCAAAUCGCCAUGUCCUCCGUCGCCAACACCUUCCAGAAGCCUCGCACCUUCCUCCCGUCAAGGCCUCUCCCCGACGCCCUCCCAGUCUCCCACACCGACUCCGCCGCCGAGCAAACCCUCCGCCGCCGCCUCUCCUCUCUCUCCCUCCGAAUCCAGCCAAUCUCCUCCCCUGCAACCGCAUGGGCGAUCCGAAAAUCCAAAUCCAUGUCCUCGAUCGGAGAUCUCGCCGGUAGCUCCGUCAGAAAGUGGUGGGACUGGGGCUGGGCCUGGAUCCUCUCUCGUAAGCCUAUCUUCGCCACGGAUCUCGAGAUGAACGAAGAGGAGUCCAAAAUCCUCGGAUCUCAAAACAGAGGUAGCUGGAGACACGUCUUCUUCAAGUUCAGAUCUGAAAUCAGAAAGCUCAUUGGCUCCGAUGUUGGCCUCCCCCAAACAACCUGCAACUACAAAUCCUUCAAUUUCUCCAACAAUGGCGGAAUCAGAACCUAAUUAAUUAAUCAGAUCAUUCUUUCCCGUCUUCCUCGCUUCAUUCGCAUCCAAUUGUUCUGUUCGUUUCUGUAAUUCCUCGCCGGUGAAGAUCGAUUAGGGCUCCAAUCGAAACAGGUAAAAUAGGAUUUAAACAGAUAGGGGUAUUGUUGUCAUUAUAUAAAUUGUACUUUUCUUUUUA
Cucurbita moschata (crookneck pumpkin) is the source of this 779-nucleotide messenger RNA. RefSeq lists its product as uncharacterized. The transcript has a single exon. The record is from RefSeq and is a predicted model, not a curated record. The coding region runs from base 125 to 601 and encodes 158 amino acids. NCBI's taxonomy places the organism in Eukaryota, Viridiplantae, Streptophyta, Magnoliopsida, Cucurbitales, Cucurbitaceae.